Linum tenue is the source of this 4082-nucleotide messenger RNA. Lineage: Eukaryota; Viridiplantae; Streptophyta; Magnoliopsida; Malpighiales; Linaceae. The record is from the annotation of a GenBank genome assembly.
UGAGAGACUAAAAGUAGUUUUUCUGUAUAGCCUUUUGAGUUUUGAUAUUAUACUUCACUGUUCUGUUCUGGGUAAUUUGGACUGUAAAGUUUCUUUCUUUUAGGGUUCUUAAACUCUUCUCAAUUGACUUGCUUUAGGUGAAUGAACAAAAGUUCAAGACCAAUGUCCAGAUGGGGUCGGGAGUCCUCUCAGGAAGAUGGUACCAUGAGAAUACAUGAUUUCAAUUCGAUUUUCUCUGAGACGCCAAGCUCUGCCCGAAUCGAAAACUUGAGAAAGGAAGGAGGGAGUUUCCGUCUUCCUUCUCCUGUUAAAUUCAGAAGUGGAUUGAUGCCAGGUUCGAUUCCUGUGCCGAGAGGCAUACCUUUAAGUGGGAAAGAAAGCAGGUCAGAAUCAGACUUGGAUACAUCCUCUGACUCUGAGGAUGAAGGCUAUGGGGCUCGAUUGUCACUGGAUUACUCAUACCAAGAUGAGAAGCUUCCUGAUGCGGUGCUCCAUAAAAGUAGCGCCUCAGACCAUGUCAUGAAGAAAUUUGAGGACCCUCAUUUGAAUGUACAGAAGAAGAUGAGGCUUGGAUUCGUAAGUGGCGCUGCAGAAGGCGAUGAACUUUCAGAUUCUGCUUCUACCAAUGAAGUUUCAUAUGUUCAUUGCAAAAAAAGUAACCCUGCACCAGGCAUCAGAAAUGAAGUUAAGCAGGAUAGGGACAUGCCGAGUGCACCACCUAUCAGUUCUGGAAUAGAAGAUUUGGUUCAGAGAGCAUCAGGUUCUGGAGCUAAUACUACUACAGAUGAAACAACAGCAUCUAAGCAUUUCCAUUCUAAUAGCUCCAUUGAACUGGAUGAUGGAUUUUCUAAACCACAUGAAAGGAUUCCUGCCAACAAAGGUUUCAAUCCAGAGAAAGGUUCUUUACCUCCUCGUUUCCCACAAUUUCAUGUGAGUGGGCAAAGUCAAUGGUCUGCUGUGAUUUCUUAUGAUGCAUGUGUUCGGCUAUGCCUUCAUUCAUGGGCUAAAGGUUGUACUGAAGAAGCUCCUUAUUUCUUAAACAAUGAGUGUACCUUGUUGCGCACUGCAUUUGGCUUACAACAUGUAUUAUUGCAACCAGAAGAAGAACUUUUGGCAAACCGAACUUCCUCCGAGUUAGUAACUGAAGGAGCUACUCCAAAACCCAAGAAGACUUGCAGCAAAAUGAAAGUGCAAGUGCGUAGGGUGAAACUUGGUCUAGACUUGCCUGACGGCUGCAGUUUCUCAUCUUUGAACCCGAGUUUGAUAAGAAUCGGAUCAUUUCGACGGCACUUGUCAAAUAUAAAUUCAGCAUUGCAUUCUGGGUGGGAAGAUGUACGCAAAGUUCGUGGUAGCAGUCAGUGCAUCAAACAAGUCUCUAUGGUUUUGAAGAAUGGUGUUACUACUCCUCGCAACAGUCCCUCACCAGAAGAGGUCGUCCAUGAAACAUAUACAUGUUUGAUGAGGUUGAAAAGUUCAGAUGAAGAGGACUCUGUUCGAAUGCAACCAGGCUCUGGUGAAACUCAUGUAUUUUUCCCUGACAAUCAGGGUGAUGAUUUGAUCAUCCAAGUUCAAGAUUCCAAGGGGCAAAGUUGUGGUAGGGUUCUUGCACAAGUGGCUGCUAUAGUUGAUGACCCAACUGAAAAGCUUCGAUGGUGGCCCAUAUACCGUGAACCGGGACAUGACCUAGUGGGCAGAAUACAGCUUCACAUUAGCUAUUCAAGUACUUCUGACGAUGCUAAUCAUCCAAAGUGCGGUUCGAUUGCAGAAACUGUAGCUUAUGACUUUGUUUUGGAAACUGCAAUGAAAGUUCAACACUUUCAGCAAAGUAGUCUGUUGCUACAUGGUCAGUGGAAGUGGCUCGUGACUGAAUUUGCUUCUUAUUAUGGUUUAUCAGAUGCAUAUACGAAAUUGAGGUAUCUUUCAUAUGUGAUGGAUGUGGCCACACCCACUCGGGACUGUCUUGAGUUGAUAUAUGACUUACUAAAACCAGUUCUCGUGAAGGGGAAUAGGAAAACUGUGUUGAGCCGCCAAGAGAACCGAAUUCUUGGAGAAGUAGAAGAUCAAAUCCAGGAUAUUCUAGCUUUGGCUUUUGAAAACUACAAGUCUCUGGACGAGCUGUCACCUUCUGGCAUCCUGGACGUUUUUAGUCCUGCCACUGGAUCUCCUGCUUCUGCUUUGGCCCCUGCUGUCAAACUAUAUGCUCUUCUGCAUGAUAUAUUAAGUUCCGAGGCACAGUCAAAAUUAUGCAGAUACUUUCAGGCGGCUGCGAGAAAGAGAUCAAGAAGGCACUUGGCUGAGACUGAUGAAUUUAUCAGCAACAAUGACAUGGUGCUAGCAGAUCCUUUGACAUUUUCUUCUUCAUAUAGAAAAAUGAAGUCCCUAAUUUUGAGCAUUAGAAAUGAAAUAUACACUGAUAUUCAGAUCCAUAAUCAGCAUGUGCUUCCCAGUUUUUUGGACCUUCCAAAUAUAUGUGCAUCCAUAUACAGUAUGGAUCUAUCAAGCCGGUUGAGCAAAUUUCUUGUCGCGUGUCCUCCUCCCGGACCCUCAACUCCUGUUGCAGAUCUUGUUAUAGCAACUGCCGACUUUCAAAUGGAUCUUUCCUCGUGGAAUAUAAGGCAAAUUUCUGUGAUACAUCAUAUAAAAGGCGGAGUUGAUGCCAAAGAGUUGUUCCAUUUCUAUAUUACCAUCUGGAUCCAAGACAAACGACUUACUCUCCUCGAUAUGUGCAGACCAGACAAGGUGAAGUUGUCUGGUGGCAAGACUCAACAUUCAACUGCUCCUUUUGUCGACGAAUUGUACGAGAGGUUGAACGAGAUGUUGAACGAGUAUGAAGUGAUCGUUUCUCGUUGGCCAGAAUAUAUUUCCAUCUUGGAUAAUGCCAUUGCAGAUGUGGAGAAGGCAAUUAUUGACGCUCUGGAGAAACAGUAUGUUGAAGUGUUGACACCGCUGAAGGACAGUCUUGGACCCAAAUUCUUCGGGUUCGUACAAAAGCUAGCCAAACGAACAGGGGAUAUCUACUUUGUUCCUGAGGAGCUGGGGGUACUCCUGAAUUCCAUGAAACGGAUGCUUGAUGUCCUGCAGCCAAAGAUACAAGCACAGCUGAAUUCCCGAACUUGUUGUUUUCCCGAUGGUUCAAAUUCUACCAUUGGUGAUACCCUUGGUGAAAUAAGCGUGAUGUUGAGAUCGAAAUACAGAACUUACCUGCAUGCUGUUGUAGAAAAGCUCAUUGAAAAUACAAGGAUGCAGCAGUCAACAAAAUUAAGGAGGAUAAUCCAAAACUCAAGUGAAACGUUGGUGGAGGCAGAUGUUCGGAGCAGAAUGCAGCCACUUACGGAUCUCUUGAUAAAAACCAUAGAUCAUCUGCAUUCGGUCGUAGAACCUCAUGUAUUCAUUUACAUUUGUCGAGGUUUAUGGGAUCGAAUGGGGCAGGAAGUACUACGUUUUCUGCAGAACCGAAGAGAAAGCAGAGCUGGGUACAAAUGCUCACGGAUUGCAGUUUCAGUGUUGGAUGACAUAUUUGCAUCUCAAAUGCAGCAGUUGCUUGGAAACACAAUCCAAGAGAAGGAUUUGGAGCCACCCAGAUCGAUAAAGGAAGCGCGGUCAGUGCUUUGUAAAGAUGGCGUGAACCAACAGGAGAACAACUACUACUACUAGAAGUCUAUACAUAUACGUACCGAGCAUAAGAAGUGAUUGUUGUUGUUGUGCACAGAAGGUAAAAAGUUUCAUACGGUUUUUUGGAGGAGUUACAUACCAAUGCCAUGCAUAUAGAUAUAUAGAUAGGAACCACAGAAUCUGGGAAGUUUCCUUUCCAUCUGCCCUUUUGUUUCAAGCCACCACACCACCUUGGUGAUCAGUCUUGUCCCACCAUUAAAAGUGUAAUAGAAUUUACUUGAGUAUUUUAGAUGUUUUGAUGUAUCUUGCCUUGGAUUACUGUAAAUCCAACGUAUUUGAAUGUAUUGAUUAGUGAAGGAGUAGGAUUUCCGAGUCAUAUCUGCUCAAGAAGUUUUGUGCUCACGUUGAAGGUGGGAUGUAGUGGUACAGCAGUGAAUUCACUGUCUUGUUAUGGAAACUAUGAAGUGGUU